This is a messenger RNA of Sorghum bicolor (sorghum), 2223 nucleotides long. Its product is annotated as B3 domain-containing protein Os02g0683500. The record is from RefSeq and is a predicted model, not a curated record. Gene Ontology annotation, molecular function: DNA-binding transcription factor activity; DNA binding. NCBI's taxonomy places the organism in Eukaryota, Viridiplantae, Streptophyta, Magnoliopsida, Poales, Poaceae. Bases 655 to 1917 code for a protein of 420 amino acids. The transcript has a single exon.
GAAUGGAACUCCUUGUGAGAGCGCGCAGCAGCAAGCAAGCAAGCGCGGCAGCGGCUAGCAGCAGCUUUCCCACAGCUCGCUUUACCCCUCGCAACGAGCACCACUAAUCGCUAGAGAGAGAAGAAACAACUGCACUUAUUAAUUAUUACCACGCACUUUCUCUCUCCGUCUCUCACAUCCAUCCCUGUCCUCCUCCCUCUCCCAGCCCCCUCUUCCUCCGACGCGCGCGCGGAGGAGAUCGAUCCAAGCGCGCGGGCGGUCAAUGCGAACGCCAAAGGCAGAUGAAUCGCUUCGCCUCCCUUCCCGAUCGGCCGUGCCGUCCAACUAGCUAGCCAGCUAGCCGGGUCAAAUUCACUCACGCAGCGAGAGGAGAGGAGAGAGAAAGAGAGAGAGGAGCGGGCAGGGCAGACAGAUAGGAGUGGUAGAUAUAGAUAGGCUGCGGGCUCAUCGCGGAUAGAUCCCCCCGCCUCCUCUUCACUCUCCCCCAGCAAGCAACCAAGCAGCCAGCCAGUCUCCGCCGCGCAGGCAGGGGGACCGCGUCCGCGUCGCAUCAAAGCCGCUGCCCGCAACAGGGACAGGCAGGCGCGCGCUCGCAAGGAGGCGAAGAGCGAGGAGGAGGACGGAGGAGGAGGCCAGGGCGUAGUAGCUACAGCUAUGGAGUUCGCGAGCUCUUCCAGUAGGUUUUCCAAAGAGGAGGACGAGGAGGAGGAAGGGGAGGAAGAGGACGAGGAGGCGUCCCCGCGCGAGAUCCCCUUCAUGACAGCGGCGGCUGCGACGGCCGACACCGGACCCGCCGCCGCCUCCUCGUCCUCGCCUUCCGCGGCGGGGGCCUCGGCGUCCGCGUCGGGUUCGGCUGCUGCCCUCCGCUCCGGCGACGGCGCCGGGGCGUCCGGUAGCGGCGGCGGCGGCGGCGGGAGCGACGACGUGGAGGUGAUCGAGAAGGAGCACAUGUUCGACAAGGUGGUGACGCCCAGCGACGUGGGGAAGCUCAACCGGCUGGUGAUCCCGAAGCAGCACGCGGAGAAGUACUUCCCGCUGGACGCGGCGGCCAACGAGAAGGGCCUCCUGCUCAGCUUCGAGGACCGCGCCGGCAAGCUCUGGCGCUUCCGCUACUCCUACUGGAACAGCAGCCAGAGCUACGUCAUGACCAAGGGCUGGAGCCGCUUCGUCAAGGAGAAGCGCCUCGACGCCGGGGACACCGUCUCCUUCUGCCGCGGCGCCGGGGAGGCCGCGAGGGACCGCCUCUUCAUCGACUGGAAGCGACGCGCCGACUCCCGCGACCCGCACCGGAUGCCACGACUCCCGCUCCCGAUGGCGCCCGUCGCGUCGCCCUACGGCCUUGGGCCCUGGGGCGGCGGCGCGGGCGGUUUCUUCAUGCCGCCCGCGCCGCCCGCCACACUCUACGAGCACCACCGCUUCCGCCAGGCCCUUGACUUCCGCAACAUCAACGCCGCCGCCGCGCCGGCCAGGCAGCUCCUCUUCUUCGGCUCACAAGGCAUGCCCCCGCGCGCGUCCAUGCCGCUACAGCAGCAGCAGCCGCAGCCGCAGCCGUCGCUUCCGCCCCCGCCCCCGCCUCUGCACAGCAUUAUGAUGGUGCAACCCGGCAGCCCCGCGGUCACGCACGGCUUGCCCAUGGUUCUCGACUCGGUGCCGCUCGUCAACAGCCCAACGGCAGCCGCGAAGCGAGUCCGCCUGUUUGGGGUCAACCUCGACAACCCGCAACAAGGCAGCAGUGCCGAGUCAAGCCAAGACGCCAACGCAUUGUCGCUGAGGAUGCCGGGAUGGCAACGGCCGGGGCCAUUGAGGUUCUUCGAAUCGCCUCAACGCGGCGCCGCCGAGUCAUCUGCAGCCUCGUCGCCGUCGUCAUCAUCGUCCUCCAAGAGAGAAGCGCAUUCGUCAUUGGAUCUCGAUCUGUGAGCGCGAGAUCAUCGAUCAGCUUGGCGCCGACCUCGAUCGAUCGGGAGAGUAAAAAAAAGGAAAGUUGAGCAAUUCUUCCUUCCGUCUGCUACCUUCUUCUUCACCUUUUGAGAUUCCAUUAUAACUUUUGAUGAUAGGAUCUAGAGUAACCUUCUUAACACUUGUUCUCCAAUUUUUGUUUCGGCCAUUCAAAUUCUUAUGUUGGCUUGACAAUAUAUAGAGAGAAGUUAGGUGAAUUAAUCAAUUAUUAUUGCUUCCAUAUGGCACAGUUUUUGCUUCGCUACUAUUGCUUUAUCCUUUUUUGCU